Messenger RNA from Spirometra erinaceieuropaei, 9281 nucleotides. Lineage: Eukaryota; Metazoa; Platyhelminthes; Cestoda; Diphyllobothriidea; Diphyllobothriidae. The record is from the annotation of a GenBank genome assembly.
AUGAUUGCUGUGUACCUAAAGUGCUCAGCCCAGAAGGCGGCACAAUUCGUGAGAGACACGAAGGUAAGACCAGUUUUGUCAACAAUUUCUGCAAAUACAGUUUCCCACACUCCUUGCCCUUCCAAACACCCUUCUGGAUAGUAACAGUGUAGAAGAGGCGAGUGGGAGGCCAUUCACAACGCUGCUUGCAUGAUUUUGCACCACCACCACCACCACCACCACCACCACCACCACCACCACCACCAUCAUCAUCAUCACCCGGACUGUCUAAUACUUACGUCGAUUAAAAUAACUGCCUUAAAGCAGAGCACGUAUUGUUUCCGCUGCUGUUCUCGUGACCGGAGAAACUGGCUAGAAGAAUUCAGCGGGUAGAGACACCUGAUCGGUCGAAUCUGGCCCAAUCUGACUCACAGGACACAUUUAUGACGCAACGGGACUGGGUAUAGCACAGUAGUCAUACCACCGUAACCCGCCGUCACUGUCCAGCGGACCCUUAUGAAGGUAAUUGGCGUGCCUCCCCAACGCUGCGAACCUGUGCCUGGAGUCGAGUUCGGCAACGGAAGAAAUAGAGCGCGCCUUUGCUGGACCCGAAGUGGCAGCCACCCAAAAUUUUGUCAAAAGUGUCCGCUACACCUGUCCAACCUUGAAGCCUGUCUCCAAAGUUGCUUGUGUGAGCUUGUACGCAUCUGAUGGAAAAUAACACAGAUAGUCUAGGCUUUCGAGAUAGUGUGGCCUAGUUGGCUGGCUUCGGAGGUCCGGCGGUCCGCUUCGUAGCUGAUUUGGAUGCUGCAUGAGUGUGCUGCCUAAAUAUGUAAACCUACUUUUGCUUUUGAUUUAGGCGACGUUGCCUGUGAUGCGGGAGGGGUCGUAUUCAGCGUUGAGUGGCGGAUAAAGCAUCAUCUCCGUUUUUUCUGUGCUAAACGUUAGCCCAAAGUUUGCACAGUCAAAAAAAGUUCAUGUCCCGUUGUGUAUGCGGUUUUGUCGCGAUGCUGAGUGCGCAAUCGACAGCGAAGAGCAGAUCGUGGGUAGGCGCGUUGGAUGCCUGUAUGUGUCCAGUACUGAGAAUUUGGCUGACGAUAUGGGAGACCAUGCUGAUCCCAGAGCGUAGAAAAAGAACACGAGACCGAAGAGAGUAAGGGCGGGUACACAGCCCCACAUUACUCCACUGGUCGCUACGAAUGCUUCCAUGGAAGUGCCAUUUGUCGUUACCCGCGCCAUUAUCUCGCCGUGAAGCUGACACACCCUGUGCGUGAACCGCUUAGGGCAGCCUGGUUUCUGCAUGAUUUUUCAGAGUCCAUCGCGAUUCACUGUGUCGAAGGCUUUCGCAAGAUCUGAGGAGGAAAUGUAGAGAUGUGUCCUCAUUUCCUGGCAUUCCAUUGCGACCGGUGGGCGGCAAAAACCAUGUCGGGGGUUCCGAGGUGUCGUCAGGAGCUACUGGGUUUCCGGAAGAAGAACGUGUAUCAGAGAGUUGUGGAGACGAUAAAGAAGGAUGCGAACGAAGAUCUUCCCGGAGAUGUUGAACGGCGAGAUUUUUCUGUGCUUGUCGCAUACUGGCCGCUUACCUUUCCGCUUGUAAAAGUGAAAAUCAUUCGCGUCCAUUAAAUUUUGGAGAACUUAUCAAUGGAGCCACAUAUGGUAGGGCGCUGUAAGUUUGCCGUCAGCCGGGGGGUCGCCAUGCCCGUAAACUCCGGUCGCGAUUACCUUGGAUCCAGAUGCCUUCUCGUUGAGAGCUGUUGCACGGCUCUAAUUGUUUCUGGGACAGAAUGUGGCAGGUCUAGGUUUUUCGUUCCCACCUGGGGAAAUCGGUCGAUGACGGCAUCGGUAAAUGCCGAUAGGCGGUUGAGGACGGUGCUUAAGUGUUCGGCCCAGCGCCUCAGAACUUGCGGUUAUUCCAUGGGAAUUUAGUUAUCAAUAGGUGCCGUGCAGCCAAAAGUGUCCGCCGCACCUGUCCAACCCUGAAGCCCGUCUUCAAAGUUAGUUAUCAAUAGUUGCCACCCUUGAAUGUUGUCUCUAAUCUCAAGGUCAGCGUAAAAAGGCAAAUAGGCAGAAAAAACUUAAAUUAAUUUCUUCUGUUUCGGUUAAUGACGAUGACCAUAUAGGGGGUGACAGGUAGGCAGAGAAUGUGUUAGGGCUUUGCACAGCAAUAGAAAACACAAUUUGGGGUCGGAAGUCCGUCCUAAACGCGUUUGUAUACUGAGCCCAUACUAUACUUAGUAACUACGAUGAAUGGGAAGACUAAUCCUGUUGAUGUUGUAUAGUGUCGUGCUCGAAAGAUAAAGUUGAAAGUUAAGCCUUCCCCUUACUGUGUGGGUUCGAAUCCCACUGAGGCGCCGAGUUUUUCACAUUUGGGUCAAUAUGAAUAAAGUUGAAUCGCAGGCCGCUAGUCUGCGAUUUGCAUCCUACAAGUGCGGGUCUUUGGCUGUUUUGGAAACGACGUUUUUUGCAUAACUUUCCCUAACUUAGCAUCGAAGCUGUGCCGAUAUAAUUGUUCUAAAGGCAAUUUGGGCGAGCACCCGUCUGCCUUCGAUAAAUUCUCUUCGAGCCUGUACAUUUAUGUGGCUAUUGAAGUAAUGAAUUAAAAGAUACGGGCACGUAGAUAAUUAUGCUGCAACUCGGGUUUGGGGAGGGGAUGGGAGGGGAGGUGGAGAGUGAAACACCACAGCUCCAGUCAGCGCCAGGGAAAAGGUGGGUACCGGGGAAGGUGGCUGGCUUAAUGGCUUUGACCCAUGGCAGCUGUGCGACCUGUAUGAAGUUCUUCUGUGCGCAUAGGACUGGUCCGCAUAGCCUGAUUGCAACCGCCUCUGCCGUAGCCAACAAGUGCUGCCCAGGUCGUUUUGGACAGCUUGACGUGACCUUGUAAAUCACUCUGAAGGCCUCUCUGGUGUCCACACCGCGGCCUGCGUCUAACAUGUGCGCGAGGAUCGAGCUGUUGAUGUUCUUUAUUUGACCCCUUCCUAACUGUGCUAUAAGAUGUCCUUUUAUUCUUUUUGAUAAACGCCGGCACGUGCGUCCAGUGUAUUCUGCCCACAGGAGCAGGUGAAGGAGUAAAUACACAUUGAGGUGGUCUGAGCUGGUAGUUUGUCCUUGCCCUCUCCGUAUAGGAUGGGACUGGUGUCAGCUGCUGGAAAGGCGUGCAGAUUGUUGUUCCGUCGGAGCUGAGAAGCGAUGCGGUUCCUAUGGCUGUGUGGGCGUAGGUCGUCUUGGUUGAUGCGAAGAAAAUCCUUGGUUUCAUUGUGGUCCGCAUGCCCUUGGAUUUCCACGGCCCUGCAACCCAUCCAGGCGUCCUGCACAUGCUGCAGCCGUUGAUGCACAAGGAGGUGAAGAAGGCCGCAUUGUUUGCGUCGGUCCUGCGGUCGAUGCAGACUUCGUGCUGCCUGUGCUUUUCGGUAAAAUAGUUGCCGAUGUCUGCGGCGUUAUCGUCAAACCAGUCCUAGUAUUGAUGACGUGCGUGACCGGGGACAUCUAAGACAGCGGAUUGGAGGACUUCCCGCGUUUGACACCACGGCGGCUUUGUCGUCCGGAGCCUGCAGUUCCUCCAGGCGUUGGGUUACCUGAUUGCUUAAAUCUAAGUGGUCAGUAGAUGAAAUCCAGGUGGUCGCCUACCUUGUGGCGUCUUGCGAGGCUACAGCAGGUCUCAUAUCGAAGAUGACGAGGCGCUGAUCCGUCCAGCCGUCAGCGUCACCUUGAUCAGCAGCACUUCCUGAAGAUCUCUCCUCCAGACGAGUACGUAGUUCAUCAGCUGCUAGCGCCGCUAUCGAGGUGCAUCCAGGUUGCUUACUUCGGCGUCGGAAUGCGGAAGACAGUUGUUUUUGGCUUGAUGGACUCGACCGUGAGUCGUUUAUCUGCGACCCACGGUCUGUCUGCGGAUGGCGUGGUUCCCAAACAUUCGUUCAGGGCACCUUUUCUAUCCCUUUCCCCACGACGGGGUAAGUGGUGCUAUCCAUAUAUAGGCCUGCCUAGACAUUCCCCGGACUGCCGAAAUCCACUAUGAGUCGUGGCUAAGUUCAGUGGGGAAGCGAGUCGGGUUAGUCCGGGCCGUCUACCAGGUUGCCUGCAUGUUAAAAGUGAGGAGGUGUAGGAGGGGUGCAGGAGUACCGAGUGUGAGGACGCACAACGUUCGAUACGCUCAUCUAGGUUUGCAUGCCAGUCGAGGCGAUUACCAGGUUGUGGCCGUUAGACGGUGCCUAGCUUCGGGGAGACAGUUAAGGAUCGUGCGGAACAGUCAGCAUUUGUGUGAUGCAACAUAUAACACCUACAUGAUUUACCCUCUAACUAGACAGCCACGGCGCCCCCGUUACCUACAUGACUGUCUGCUUACCAAGGUCAAGUUAAACACGACGACGUAGUUUAAGGACACUUUCCAGGCCAGAACCCAGAAGGCGCACACUUGGAACAAUGUGCGGUGGAGGCAGUCGGUGAAGAGGUGGAUUCCUGGAACUUGUUUGACCGCCCAAAAUUACCUUCCGUAUAGUCCCAUUAAUGUGUGGCAAACGGCGUGCUCUUGUAACAGACCCUUCCCAAGUUAUUUUGAUCUAGUCAUUUUUGCUCUGGCAGACGCUAAUCGAUAAAUCGUGCCAAUUUUCUCAACGCGAAAGCAGGAAGCACCAGAACACGCAUUUCUAAUUAAUUAAUUAAUAACUUUGAUUAGCUCAUUCCAUUGUGAUCACUCUCCUCCUCCCCAAAUAAUGGGAUUCGUGUGUUUGAAGGUACCAUUCCAAAUUAACUUCGAAUACAUUUUUACAGCUUCUUACUUUUUAUUCGCAUUUUAGUUGUUCGCUCUGGCCGAAAGUUUGGGUGGCUACGAGAGUCUGAUCGAAAUUCCGUAAGUCGGUAUGCUUUUACAGCGGUCCUUAUACGUGCUAUUGCAUUGAUUUGGUCAGCCUCUUUUGGCUAUCCUUGCACACUAAACGUUCAAACACCGUCUUCGAAAAGAUGCCAAAAGGUGGCCAACUAUUAUCUUGACGUCUAGAAGAAAAGUGCCAUCUCCUAUCUGGUUGGGAGUUUCGUGAAACUUUUCCAUCUGUUUUAACUGUCACCCUGACCGGUGAGGGUGCAUUAUGUGCUUGUUUCUGUUUUACAAGGCUAAUUCCUUAUAGACAGGUAGAAAAAGAGCGGGAGAGGAGGCGUCGCGGAGGGCGCGAGAGAAGGGGGGGGGUGUAGGAUUGUCAACUCUUCUUGUAGUCUGACCUAUCUGUGGAUCCAAUGUUGCAUGACUCUGGCGGCGUCGAACGGUUCCUGCAGCCGGGUCCCCCUUUGCGGAGACGAGUGCCCGCAGCUGCCCGUGUCUAGUUGAAGCAGCAUUACUGCUAAAAUAUCUCCCCAAUGGGAAACCAUUCAAACAUACCCUACGAGCUUAAUCUCAUUAGGCAUCUACCGAAACCCUUGAAAUAUAUUUAACAGGAAGGAUCACGCAGAUGGGGUCACGAUUUUGAUUAAAGUAGAGUUUACGUCUACCGAAGAUGCAGGAGUCCAAGCGAUGAAGCAGUUCGGUAUUAAAAAUUCAAAAUUUUGAACACUUUUCGAAGGUCGAAAGGUCGUAGUUUUCUUUCAAAAGACAUUACUGAUACUGCUUAUGUAGUACUAAGCCUGCUCUAUAUGGAUUUGGAUAUUUACUGAGGCUGAGGGUAAACAAGAUUUCUUUGCGAAAUUUUUGAAAUAAACGAAAACGGACUGAGCAUUCCGAGCCUUGUCCGUAGGUAUGCUGGCCACAAGCUUCUUGGCCUUUUAAAAGCAACUAAUGCGUUUCAGCAUUGGUAGCAGUUCGCUGUCCUUGUCGAUCCUCCAAAAGAGUUGAUUUCAAGAUAUCUGAAUGAGACUUUCAGUAGGUUUUUGCUGACUAUUUUCUGUUUUUUGAAAUUGGCAACUCUGGCGAAGCCACAGUACUACACUCGAACCGACAGGCAGUGAUCUAAGGUGCUAAGGUAGUGACCGCUCGAAUGAAGUGCAAUUUACCUCACUAUUUUGAAGUUGUUGGACAUGCCAGCCUACCUGAAGACCAAGGCAUCGUCUUCAGACUUCUCUGAAAGCAUUUAGAAUAAACUUCACUGGGUUCUCCUGCUUGAUUUUGAGGCUGCCAAGUUCAUAGCAGAGAAACGCAUUUAAGGCGACAAUUCCGGGCAUCCUAAUCGCGGGGACGAUGAUCCCAGACAGCAGAUUUGAACUUACCGAAAAGCAGGCUUUUACCGCAAAUUCGCGUUUAACUUCCCCUGCGCAGUUGCCCGCUCCGUGAGCUUGGGUGUUCAAGGCAGGCGAACCGAUUCAUAGAGGCGAGACGCCGACAAUUAACAGUGACCAUUCGUCUAGUAUAUUUUGUAGUUUUUCGCCGUCUACUGCACUACAAUCUGUAAGUAGCGUUUAUGAUCAACGCACAUUCACUGUGUUCUGAGGCGAAGAACUCUGUACUCCGUUACAUUUGUUCUUCAAGCAGGUUUUUCUAGCCCUCAGUCGUGGACAAAUAUAAGGGUCUUCAUCAUCUUCAUGAAAAUUUUCCUUACAGCCUGCACUAUCGAUUUCGCAUACUUCCCUGCGGCAAGCGUUCAUCGACUUUGCGGAGACUAUGAGUCUAAAAAGCUCUGCGUCUAGUUAGACAGUUUCCCUUGUGAUUCGGGCCGUUAGCUGUUUUGAAGGUACCUGGCCAUUAGCAGGGAUCUUUUUGACCAUCCGAAGUUCGUCAUUAUGGUCCCGACCGCCUUCCUGCUCAUGGUGUCGGGAGUCGCUGUGAGAUCAGUGCGAAUGUUGUAGAGGUCGGUUCUGACUUCUUAACAUUUGUCCGAUGGGUUCGAUUAUAUCCGUCGUUUCUUUUCGAAAUUCGAGCCUAGAAACUACUGGAGUAUUUAAACAAACGGAAAGCAUUCGGAAGUUUUUGGUAAGGUCCUCCUAUUCUUUCAAGCACGCGACGUAAGAUUAAUCACUUCUGGUUUGGAUGGCAUGCGUCAAUUGUUUCCAAGUGCUAACGCACCGAACAUCUUUGAUAAAAGCACACAUAUGGCUAGUGAAUGGACAUCCCUUUGUGGAACUGAGUAACAUGAAUAAGUUUCUCCCUGCAGUGUAUUGUUUCUUUUACGUGUGAUCUCUAUAUUCCGUUAUUAUCUUAUUGUCCGUAAAAGCUUAAAACAUUCGACAAAAUAUCGGGAGUUCUUGGUUUGCACCGGCAACAGCGCUUGGAUGCUACUGACCUGUCAACGCAAAAUACUGAUUAGCAAAAAGUAAAGUUCCUGGACAUUUAUGGUAAAUCUUGGACAUGCACUGUCGCUAUCUCACUUAGAACGUUACAUUUGUAUGUAAAAUACAAAGCAAAUCAAAUAUUGAGAUUGCGGCUUUUGCAGUGGAAUGGACAGAGCCGGGCAGUUAUUUGAGCUUUUUGUUUCCUCAGAUGUUAGCUGAUAAUUUAGACUAAAUCAGCCAGACAGGAGGUUUAAGAGCUGAGCCCGAAAGCUGAUAUAAACAUUAGAGCCGAAAUCUGUGGGCUCUAGGGGAAUAACAGCGCAGCAUUUCUAAAUUGUCAAUAGGAAGCCAGUAGCAUACAAAUGUUGCGCGAUUUGCCCUAGAGAUGGCACAGGUACUAGCUGAAGACCCAGGCACUUGCUUCGCUCUUAUUGCUGGAUAUAUUUCCUCCACUCGCAUACAUGACAGUACAAACACCAUGCAACCGUCCGUGGCGCUUGGGGAUGAAAAACUGUUUACGCCAAGGAUAAAAUCACGACGGGACUGAAAUAUGGUGGGAACAGAGUGGCUGCAUGGUCUUCAGUCUUGGUUGAAAGUUCUCGUUGCAACGUUAAAUGGAAUAGAAACAAACGUGGAACACAAUCAGCACGAAGUUUGUUUACAAAGGCGAUCACAGGAAGUGUGUUUGCCGACAGGUUUCCAAGCAAGUAAAGUCAAAAAUCUUUGAGUAUUAACUAGUACACAGCCCUCAUCAAAUGUGUUGUGGCAGUUUUGUGUGUACCGUACAUCUAUCCGGUCUGUACUUCCUAAUGGUUGUGAAUGCUGGACUGUGCGCGUGGAGGACGAGCGAGAACUGGAGUCAUUUACCACCACUGAUGGAGGACCAUCCUUUGAGUAAAGUACAUAAAUGCCGUCUCAAAUGAGACAGUCCGUGCUCGCUGCAACAACAUCGCAAGGAUAACCCAAGCCAUCCAAGCAAAUCGACUGAGGUGGUUUGGCACGUUCUUCGUCGUCCACCUCAGGAGCUCAGUGUUACCGCGCUCGAUCCGGUACCGUUACCCCAUUGGAGGCGUUGGAGAGGAGAUCAACCCAAUACCUGGCUCGACACAAUUCGUCAAGACAGGGAGGUGGUUCUUGAACCUUCGGUAUUCGGCCUUCGUUGUUGGCGAAGAGAAUGAGUUGAACAGUCCAGAUCUGCUACCGCAGAUCGUCACGCGUGGAGACGUACAGUUCAGGACAUCGUUGAGACCGACUAGAUCAGGCAUAAUCGCAGCCGUACCAAGUACAAGUUUUGUGCGUCCAUGAGAAGAUGUUGAAGCUGCCAUUUGAGUGAGCAUAAAAACUGAAAUCUGACCCACCCGGGACGUGCUAAGGCGAAGACACCAAAGAUUGAGAGAUGCGCUAGAUAGCUUAAUUAGUUCUCUAUGGCCGAACUUUCGGGCUCAUCCUGAAACCCAAAGCAGAGGUGACAUGAAUGUGAAUCGGAAAUAAAAGGCGGUCGAAAACCGCUCCAGCGGUUGAUCGCUCGUUUGUUUAAUAACAAUCCAAAUCAUUCUUUAGGAAUCAAAUCGCAGGGUUUAGGAUGAAAGAAUAAAAAAUAGCUGAAAUCAAGUGGAUAAGACCAGCGAGCGAAGCUUACUAGCAGGGCAAUUCUUUAGCUGCAAAAUCGGAAACUCUCUCAGCCAAAACUGAAAUCUGUUCAACGAUUUGUUGUCGGCAGCUUGUGAUUAAAAUUCGCAAAGCUUCGCAUGGCCGGCCGUUCAUGCCUCACAUUUCAAUCGAAUAAACUCACUGAGCCUUAAAGAGCGCAGCCAUCUAUCAAAAUAGGAAUCCAAUCAGAGACAUGAAGCCGUCAUUUAUUUUCCGGUAUUAAUUACACUAAUGCCAGCAGGGAGAUAUGCUUAUGCAAUUUGAUUUAUUACUUGAAUAAUCUAAGCCAGGCGUUUACUCAUGGGUUCCUUUUCUCCCUUCACAGGUCCCUGAUGACGCACGCAUCAGUUCCCCCCGAGAUGCGUGAAAAACUCAACAUCACAGACAGUAUGCUUCGGCUGUCUGUCGGCAUUGAGGACUGCCGGGACCUGGCGUGGGACCUAUAUCAGGCACUGGAAAAGAUCUGA